AUGGAUGCAAGACCAGAUACAGCACGGUCUCUCUUCUCAGACAUCGGUGUAGAUCUAUCUUCCUCGCAGCUCAAUCUAUACCAGGUCAACGGUACAAUUGGAGUGGUGUUGAGUGCUACUCAUACGAUAACGAAACAAAAAGUAGCUAUUAAAAAGGUGCCAUUAAAAGACGAUCAAACCCCUGAAACUGUGUCUAGAGAGGUAGCUGCCUUACAAGCAUGUAGAUCACGACAUGUCGUCGACCUCCUAUCGCACUUCACAAUCCCUUAUUGGUCAACAAUGGUGUUUGAAUGCUGUCUUGGUGACUUGUCAGACAUCAUCACUGCACAUGGCCCAUUGCCGCCAGACCACGUCAAGUCAUACACGCACAUGAUGUUGGAGGGUCUUGAUUAUAUUCAUUCUCUGGGUUGGAUGCAUCGCGAUAUCAAACCAUCCAAUCUGUUGAUUGCUGGUGAUGGUUCUAUUCGUAUUGGUGAUUUCGGAUUAGCUAGACAGGUUCAUCCUGUUACAAAGCAUCCUGAUGAUGCUGAUGAGCCACGGCCAUACUCCAAUCAAGUUGCCUCAAGGCAUGAGUGGUAUCGAGCCCCAGAACUCUUAUACGGAGCUCGUCAUUAUGAUUUUGGAGUAGACAUGUGGGCUGCAGGUUGUAUUAUGGCCGAAAUGAUUCGAGGAACUCCAUUGUUUCCUGGUAGAUCGGAUAUAGAACAAUUGAUGCUAGAACUUGCAACUCUUCCAGAUCAUGGGAAACUCGAAUUCACUACAGUAGAAGAAGUGAAGAUGGAAACGCUAGUUCUUCAAGCUUCUCAUGAUGCUAUUGAAUUGCUUGAAGGCUUUAUCAAGUAUUCAGGACAACAACGCAUGUCAGCUAAAGAGGGACUGGAGAGCAAAUACUUUGCCAAUCCACUCGAUAUGAUAUCUGGUUCUAUGAUGCACUUGCCGGUCAAGUCUACACCAAACUACGAAUAUGAUGACGAGGUUGAAGACGAUCGUACGGCACCUGUUAAUAAAUCAGACUCCCAAGAACUUUUGAAUCUAAUGGUUAUAGGGGUGCCCAUCAAACUCAGUCGUCGUAAUUGA
Molecule: messenger RNA, 1077 nt
Organism: Synchytrium microbalum
Lineage: Eukaryota; Fungi; Chytridiomycota; Chytridiomycetes; Synchytriales; Synchytriaceae
Exons: 6
Coding region: 1-1077 (358 amino acids)
Biological process (GO): protein phosphorylation
Cellular component (GO): nucleus
Molecular function (GO): ATP binding; cyclin-dependent protein serine/threonine kinase activity
Source: RefSeq, a predicted model, not a curated record